Podospora pseudocomata is the source of this 2135-nucleotide messenger RNA. RefSeq lists its product as uncharacterized. The record is from RefSeq and is a predicted model, not a curated record. The coding region runs from base 1 to 1146 and encodes 381 amino acids. NCBI's taxonomy places the organism in Eukaryota, Fungi, Ascomycota, Sordariomycetes, Sordariales, Podosporaceae. The transcript has 2 exons.
AUGUGUCGGGGAACAAAGUCCAGAAUGAGCUGUGGUCACUUCCAUGUCAGCUUCCACGAACGGUGCCACCCUUGGUGCAACGAGCCUCAAGUACAGUUCAUCGGGCAAAAAGACGAGCGAUGCGGCCAUUGUAUCGCGAAGACCCAGGUGGACUCUUCAAGAGCCAGCAGGCUCCAGGAUGCUUGGGAUUCAUAUUGCAACGAUGCGAAGCAGGAGGUGCUUGUGUCUCUCCGGGAAAAGAUCAUCUCCGCCAACCGGGAAAUCAGGGCUCUCAAGGAAGAGUUCCCCGACCUGGACGGUCUAUCAUCUGAACUAGAACGAGUACGAAAGGAACAGUCCGAAACCAUGCGGAUGAUCCACGCACAAAUGGAACGGGCGAAGGAGGAAGGGGCCAUGAAGGAACUGUUGCUCAUGCAAGAAAGGAAGAGUUCUCUCCAAAGGAAGAGGGACUCCGGGCGUUGUGAGAACAGGGCCACGGGGAACCAAUUGCUCGAAUCUCUUGACGGGGAUAUUGAGCGCCUGAAUGAAGAGCAAGUGAUGCUGAUGGAAAGGUCUCCCGAGCUUACCAGGCUCAUCUGGCUGGAUCGGCAACUGGUGCAGCUGGAAUCCAACGAGACAACGCUGUGUUCGCACGACAGUCUAGCAAAGCUAGAUGCUAUCACCAGAAGCCGGGAUGUUUACGUGGCCGACGAGAUCAGACUGACAGAGGAACGGCUAAGCAACCUCAAGUCUAUCGAGGGACGAUUGAGACAUCAGGCAAUGCAAGAAAAGGCAGAGGUCAAGAACGCCCGAUGUGAGGGUCGUGCGGCUGCUCAGAAAGAGUCUGACAGUGAUUUAGUUCAAGUCGAGGAUACUCCCGUCGCAUGUCCCGAGACGCUGUCGCUCACCACCAACACAAAACGCAGUCUUACUACCGUCGUGGCCCCCGAGACCCUAUCAUCUACCACGAGCAGACCAAGCAUUCCAAUACCUCGUUAUUCAUUGCCUGUUUCUUCAUUGCAUCGCCCGUCUAGCUAUAUUUCCAGGCAAUCCAUUAUCGAACAGAACCAGCCUCGUAUUCUGUAUCGAAUUUUCACUCUAGCCACUGAUCCCGCCGAAUGCAGCUCCAGAUGGUCGUUAAGGGCCUCACAACAUUACGGCGAGUAGCCUGCUUGCCGUAUUCUUGGUUUCCUACAAAAAAAGAAAAUCCAAAAAGAAGCAAACAGAAGCAAACCGUCCGUGUUUUUCUAUCCCCCCCCCUGCUGUCUAUUCUCCUCCAAAAACUGCCUCACCUCCUUUACCCUCGUCACCUCCCCCUUCUCCUUUCCCAUGGUAUUCUUCUUCUGGGUAUAAAACUUGACUCUAUCAUGCGCCAGCUUUCCAGCGCGGCGUUUAUCAGUUGGACAGCGCAACAGCGGAAUCAGAACAAUGGCGGAGAGCGUAUCAAAGACUUUCUGGGGCGUCACCCCGUGGCGGGCGGCCACCUCGUCGUACGGGAAGGUUUCCUCGGCCGUUUCGGCAAUGUCGAUGAGCAAGUUUGGAGACGGCUUUUUGCGGAGGGGGAUGGUGAAUUUUGUCUUGUUGGGUGGCUGUUUUUCGGGGGCUGCGGUGGGUGCUUUCAACAAUUGGGGUGGUGGUGGUGGUGGUGGUGGUGGGGGCACUGGUGAUAUUUGCGUCUGCGGUUGAGAGGACGGCUGAAGAGGAGCUUGCUGAAGCCAACGCAUGUGCUCUUGCUGAACUACAGUGCAAUGAAGGCCGGGUGGCUUGCAUGGGCUUUGAUUAUGAAUCGGACUUUGGACAGAGGUUGAGCAACAUGGGCGCCCUGGCGUCGAUUGCGAGCCCGGUGGAAUCAACAUGUGUCGUGGUUGUUGCUCUUGUUUCGGGUUGUGAGGUCGGAAUACUGGUGGACUCUGACUUUGCAUUGGACGUGGAUUCAUCCACGGGUUUAGGCUCGAGUUCAUGUUCAAGUUCAUGUUUUGUUGCCGCAUUGGAACAAGACUUCCCAUAGAGUACAUUGCAAAGGGAAUAGCGUUUGGUCCGAAUGCUGCUUGGUUGAUCAUCUGACUGGACAUGUGUGUGCUGCUAGUGAUGAGAGCGUUGUUAUCUGAUGGUGAAAGCAUCCGACCUGUCUCAUACGCCGGAUUGUUCAUUGCGAU